AGAGUCUUCUCCUCGGAUCAUGAAACUACAGGAAAAUGAAAUGAAGCUCGCCGUUUUAGCUACCUACAUCUGUGUCUAAAUUACGUUUCGUCGUCUGUCAUUUUUGGUAGAAACACAUGAUCACGGCAUUACUUUACCGGUACCCGAAUGUUCACUGGUUGACUUAGUAGACCAAGUAAAAUGGUUCAUGUUGCGAGUUAAACUCAUUCGGUUAGCUGUCUAGAUUAGCUGGAAUGAGGAUGUGAAGUUAUGUUCUAAACAGGCCGAAAAUGACUCGACGCCACUAUGCCAGCGAAGAGUAUUAAAGACACAACAAUGAUGAAAGCCGUGGGAAGGGCGAAGGUGUCCCAUGCAGUGGUGGUCAUAUUUCUGGAGUUUUUUGCGUGGGGGCUCCUGACCACACCCAUGCUGACAGUUCUCCAUGAGACCUUCCCGUCACACACCUUUCUCAUGAAUGGACUCAUACAGGGAGUAAAGGGUCUGUUGUCCUUCAUGAGUGCCCCUCUAAUCGGUGCUCUUUCGGAUGUGUGGGGAAGGAAGUCGUUCCUCCUGUUGACUGUCUUCUUCACCUGCGCGCCCAUCCCUCUGAUGCGCAUCAGCCCCAGGUGGUAUUUUGCACUUAUCUCCCUGUCGGGACUCUUCUCCGUCACAUUCUCUGUGAUCUUUGCAUACGUAGCCGACAUUACGGAGGAACACGAGAGGAGCACAGCAUAUGGCCUGGUGUCUGCGACGUUUGCAGCGAGCCUGGUAACGAGUCCGGCCAUCGGAGCGUAUCUCUCGUACACGUAUGGAGAUAGCCUGGUGGUCCUCGUAGCGACGAUCAUCGCUGUCCUGGACAUCUGCUUCAUCUUACUGGUGGUGCCCGAGUCACUGCCCGACAAGAUGCGCCUCUCAUCCCUCGGGUUCCCCAUCUCCUGGGAGCAAGCCGACCCCUUCGCUUCCUUGAGGAAGGUGGGCAAGGAUACGACAGUGCUGCUCAUCUGUGUGACUGUGUUCCUGUCAUACCUCCCAGAGGCGGGACAGUACUCCAGUUUCUUUCUCUACCUGAGACAGGUCAUUCAUUUUAACUCUGCAACAAUUGCUGCCUUCAUAGCCAUGGUGGGGAUCUUGUCCAUCAUAGCUCAGACUUUGCUCCUGAGUCUCCUGAUGCGGACGAUUGGGAAUAAGAACACUGUUCUGUUGGGCCUGUUCUUCCAAAUGCUCCAGCUGGCCUGGUAUGGCUUUGGAUCAGAACCAUGGAUGAUGUGGGCAGCUGGAACAGUGGCUGCCUUGUCCAGCAUCUCCUUUCCAGCAGUGAGUGCUCUGGUCUCCCACUGCACGGAUCAGGCGCAGCAAGGUGCUGUCCAGGGCAUGAUCACAGGUAUUCGUGGGCUGUGCAAUGGCCUUGGCCCCGCCCUCUAUGGCAUCAUCUUCUUCCUGUUUAAUGUGGAGCUCAACGAGCUGGACCCCAAUGAUAGCAGCAUACCCAAAGACCCAAAGACAGAGCCUACGAUUCCAGGCCCCCCGUUUCUGUUUGGAGCAUGCUCUGUUGUGCUGGCGUUGCUGGUGGCCGUGUUCAUCCCGCAGCAGCCGCGUGUGGCUGUGAAGACAUGCUCAAGCACCUCCAACGCCGCCAGCCUGCAGUGCCACGUCACCACCACGCCCAGCGAUGACGACAUCGAGCCCCUCCUCCAGGACAGUAGCAUGUGACGUUGCUAUGCAGAUCCACCAACCACCCGUUUGGUUUUAAACCAACCACCCCUGCAGGAUUUCAUUGGACUGGAUGCACAUCAGCAGACCAGGCUUCAUGGGGUUUGGACGUUUUUUUGUUUGUUUUAUUUUUUCCUCUAAUUAAAUUUAUCUGUUUCAAAACUGUUGUAAAAAUGACUGUUUAUACAUUGCAUACGAUUAAUAUAUUGGUAUUAUCGUCGAGCGCUUUUAGAGGGAAAAUGUACAAGGGGUUAAUUCUUUCAAAGCACCUCAUUAGGGAGAUGAUUGAACAAGCAUUGAGAAGAGUUGGUGGUUUGUUCCCUUUCAUCAGAAUACGUGCCUUUUUAUGAUGUUUUAAUUUUUAUUUCGAGGUUGUCCUGUGACAUUUCCUUUACUUUAUCCACAUCUUAUACUGCACUUUCUGUGCCUACUAUGUCCAGGUCUAUGUUAGAUGUUUUCAAACAGUGUAGCACUCUGCACUUGGAUCACCCCGUAUCCUAACUGCAAGCAACUGUGAAAAUGACAUUGCGCUGAACAAUUUAUGGUUACAUUUAAACUGUGUGUGUACCCUGUUAUGUCACAUACAUACUAAUAGUGUGCCUAGCAGAUGUCCAUAUUGCUUUGAAGCAUUAUGUUACGAUAAUGUGCGACAGCUGGACAAUCCCAUCGAAAAAUGAUGAUGUUACUGCUCAAUGUGUUGCUUGCUGGUAGGAUACAGUGAAGCUCUAGAGUAGAUCUGUUUUUUCCAGCUAGAUAUUGUGGUGUGGAGCGUAAAGUCAGCCCACCUGAACCUUAUAGAGCUGAGCUUAAGUACGGUAGUUCCAAACAUAUGCACUCUUUCCACAAUGCAAAAACAAAAUCAGGAUCAUUGCAAUGGCAGUCAGAACAUAUCCUCAAUUGUGGUGUAGCGCAUGGUGUAGUUUUAUUCUGAAAAAUAACAACACCAUGCAUCAACUUUUUUUUAUUACACAAUGUAAUUAUUGACGGUUUUUCGUUUUGUUGUACGCUAUUUUGGUCAGCACCCUGAAAAAAGAGAGAACUGUUUGCUCCAAUCUUUAUGAUGGUUUUAUUCUCAAGACAUAUUGUAUUUCAAGUACUGUAGUGUGUUCACAUGAAGAAAUCAGACGAAUAUAGCACUGAUCUUGCACCGGUCUCAUGGUGUGAAUCUAAACUCGAAAUUCUUCACAAGACAUAAGUGUUGUUUCUACAUAGGUUGUAUAGGAUCUUCUAUUGCACAAUCACCCAGGAGAACAGCAGACUGGAACAGUGGAAUCUUUUUAUUAUUACUUUACACUUAGCUGACGCUUUUAUCCAAAGCGACUUGGUUAUUUUUUUUAAGUUCAGGGUAGUAUUCGUAUUUCCUGAAAUUUAGGCUGUAAAAUGAAACCCGUUUUUGUUUCAUCUCGCUCCGACCUCUGGAAACUACGCAAUCUUAAGUUUAUAAAAAAGAUUUAAGCUUUAAACUAAAUGCUUGCCUUGCAAAGUCACGCCCAUUUUAUUUAAAGCUAUUUUCUUUAGAGAGUAAUAACAGUAUGAUAUCACAUUCCUUUGUGCCCACUACACUUCACGUGGAAAGCAUACCGUAUGCACAAAAAGGACAAGUUUGGUGCAAAAUGAAAACAGGCAUGUUAAAAGUCCUGCUGUGGUGCAUGGAAUCAAUGCCCCAUACCACAAUAGGUCUAUUUGCUCGUGGGGACCCUGGUUUGAGUCCAGCCUGGGUCAUUUUCCAACCAUACCCAAUCUCUCUCGCACACUCUAAUAAUCGUCACUUUCCUAUAGUCACAAAAGCCCCGACAAAAUACUUUUUAAUUCAUAUCAUGUCAAGUUUGUAUGUUUAGUGAGGAUUGUCCGUGGGGCCAGCCUGUUGCAUUUCACAGUUGACCAUUUUUAACAUUGGUCAAAUUUGGUCCAAAACACUGGAAUUUCUAGUGUUAUGGGUGAAAUGCAAAAAUAAGACCGGUACAAAAGUACCAGUAAUAUUGUACCAUGUCCUAGAUCCUAAUGGCUACCUCAAGCAUUGUUUUCUCUGUUUGUAGUACCGGUACAUGUAAGUUUUGUUUCAGGAAGUUCAGCAAAUGACCGUUGUGGCACACAAAGACAAAAAAAAAAACCUUUUAAUGCCAUUUGUCCAGUUGCAGCCUAGGCAAUGCAUCCAAAUUGUAACACUAUUAGGUAAUCAACCUUCAAGAGUAAAUUGAUUUCUUUCCAGACAUCUGAACUGCCACUUUUCAUGAGGUCACUUUUCCCCCCAUCAUAUACAUUCAUAUAUUCUCAAUACACUGAAGGUCAUUUUAGUAAUGUUUAUAAAAAAGCUAUUUAAAACUUUCAAGGGUUAAACAGAUUAGUUGUGCUGGAUUAGAUGGACUGCUGUGUGUCACAGCUGUUGCACUUGCAGGGUGGUUGAGUGGCAAGCGUGACUGGUUGAAAUAAAGGUUUAGUAUAAUUCUGAUGUUAUUUGGUUCGUUAAGAUAGGAGCAGCUUCAUUAGUUGGCCUUAAUUUUGAACUACCGUAAACUACUUUCUUUGUCAUAGCUAUAGGUUUUGUCACACAAGCAGUUAAGAGGGUAGUUGGGCCUUAACAUGACAUUGUAAUGUGUUACAUAUUAAUGCAGUAUUUUGCUUCAGCUAUGUGGAAGACAGCACUUUAUGCGACAAGUUACCUUCUGAGUGUCUGGUGCAUUUGUUUGUUUUGGGGUUGUUUUGUUGUUUUGGUCUUUUUCUACUUGAAUUUCGUCUGCCCUCUAUAACAGAAGACAUCGUUAUGAUGCGCCACUCUUAAAUUUUAAGAAGUAAGAUUAUGUGUAUACCAAAAUAAAACGUGUUAAUCAUUAUAAUGAUUAUUAUAAUGUAGUAUUAUUCAAGUGAAUAAUUGGUUGGGAUGGGUUGGGAGGGUGUUCCACUCAAAAAAUUCAAUAAGUUUGUUCUGACACAUUAUUUAUGUUGUUACAUAGAAUUCUACACCAUAAACGUCACAUUCCUUUGGCAGAUCUUUCCACUCUAUGCAAGUCUUCCUUCAAAUAUGAACUUACUCAACUUACCUCUUAAGGUGAAGUUAUUGAGAUAUUUUCUGUAACUUUAAAAUGGCAGCGACAGGCCCCCUCUCCUACGUGAGGCACUCUGAUUGCAUAUUUUGAUGAGUGACUAUUCCAAGUCUUCAGUGUAUAUUCAAGGUGUGUGUGUGUGUUCAAGAAAGAAUGUGAAGUGAAUACGAAUGGGGUGUCCUCGAGUAUCGCCAGUAGAAGGCGAGCUGUAGAAAAGUGAAAGUGUCUAAACUAUGUUUUCCUCUCUAAUCUUCCCUUUCCCGACUUCCGCCAUCUUGGUAUAGGCAUGAAUGGCCAUCCGGGUACUUUGCCCGUAAAUGUGCGUUACGCCCCUUUUUGGGGGAAAACAAACCGAAUGUCUCAUUAACUUACAUGCUACAUCGGCUUGUCUAAAUGAACGCAGUCCAUCCUUCAGCCACGGCUGUUUGGCUCUAUUAUUUGAACAGCCGGCAACACAACACGUUUUCAGCAUGUUGCGCGUGAACAACGCUAGUUGUCCGUAUCUUUCGUUUAUUAAACCCCAACAUCACCAAUUGACUUGCAUGGGUUGUUUUCCCCCACAAAUGGGCGUAACACACAUGGAAAACGUCACGCAAGGGGACGCCACCGCUUGUAGUUGGUGAACGUAGCCAGGUGACGAAAGGCAGGUUGCAUCUUCCCCCGGCUGAGUGUGGUGAUUAGAAAACUGUACUGUUUUUCAGAAAAACAAACCUUUUACCUCCUGAACCUGGGUUAACCAAUAUUUAUUAUAUAAUGGAAUGUCUAAUUGGUCUGAAAUGCAGUGUACAUUGUUGGGUAACCUGCCUUCGGGCGUCUCAAAUCUAUGCCAAGAACAGUAUUUGUUUCAGGCAAUCGUAUAGCUGGCCUGGUUGAACCAGCCCUUUUGUACCUUUCUGUCAUCUGUCUGGCUGCAGUUUAGGGCUGUAAAUCAUAGCCUCCAUGGCCGUACGAUAUCGCUAUCGAUUUCUUAAGUCAGCGAUUCGAUUAUUUUCGAUACUUAAGAAUGCCCUACGAUUCGAUUCGAUUUUUUUUCCAAUUACUUUUCCACUUCUAUUAUGUUAUGAAGCUAGGGCAUUGGGCAGGGGCCAGCGAUUCGAUUAUUUUCGAUACUUAAGAAUGCCCCACGAUACGAUGCCAUUUAGAUUCGAUCGUCGGCCGUACGAUCGAUGCAUCGUUACAUAUCUAUCAUUAUUACACCCCUACUGCAGUUCCAUUCAGAUGCAAAAUAUUGGCUGACCAAUCAGCAGUCCGAGGGAGUGGUUAUGAGUGGUGGUGAUGAUGUUUGUGAGUGAUGGGUGCCAUGCUGAAUUGUAGUUCACAGCUAGACUAACAGUGUAAAUUAAAGCCAAAUGUCAGGCACCGGUUAAGUCAUAUCCAGCUGCCUCGACAAUGUCUACACACAUCCUGCAAGAACGUUUCUCAAUACUUGGUUGUGCUGCUGGAACCCCUGUUUGGAGCCAAGUAGUAUUUCGUAUCAUUUUGUCAACUGAUGAUUUAAAUCUGGUUUAGUUGUGCAGUCAACAUGCAGUUUCAUUAACCGAUUUGGUGGCCAAUACAAGUAGCAGAUUUAGAAUGGUAACAUCUUAAGCCAGGUUACCCAACACUGGCAAUAUAUACAUGUGUAUUCCUUUUAAAGGCAUUUACACAUCAUUGUUGAUUGAUGUGAAAUGUAACAUAUCUUGUGAAAAAAAAAAUAUAGUCAAGCAAUCUAAAUCUUUUUGUUUGUUUGUUUUGCAGUUUUUGUAAAAUAAGCAGCACUUUGUAUGUUAGGGUUAUUAUCUGCCUUUCUAUUUCUAGUUUGUGAGUGGUCCUUUUUGCAGUGUACAUGAUGAUGCUUUUAUGCAUUUAAUACAAUAUCUGAGCAUUUGAUAUCAUGUGCCUGAGAUAUGUAAUAUAAUCAAUGCUUAACAUGUUAAUAAAAUACCAAAUAUGUUGA
Messenger RNA from Engraulis encrasicolus (European anchovy), 6666 nucleotides. RefSeq names its product major facilitator superfamily domain containing 14Bb (gene slc71a2b). Gene Ontology annotation, biological process: transmembrane transport. Lineage: Eukaryota; Metazoa; Chordata; Actinopteri; Clupeiformes; Engraulidae. The transcript is spliced from 12 exons. Bases 286 to 1689 code for a protein of 467 amino acids. Gene Ontology annotation, molecular function: transmembrane transporter activity. Gene Ontology annotation, cellular component: membrane. The record is from RefSeq and is a predicted model, not a curated record.